GUUGGUGGCAAGUCACGUGAUCGAUUGUGAGAUUUUUCCGAGAAGCACCAGCUGGGCUACGCCCAUUACUUUGUAUCCUUGUCGACCUUGCACAUUUGCUCACAGGCAUUCAUUGUAGGCCCAAAGCAUUGACCUGUGACUCUCUGCCUGGAUCUUUGAAGAAUCUUCGUCAGGAGUAAAGCCUCUUUCGAGCAGCAUGUCGGACGACGAACGGAUGGAUAUGGGCGGAGACGACUAUCAGCAGGACUUUGACCCAGAUGAGAUGAACUACGAGGAGCUGGAGAUGGAGCAAGAGAACAAUGGUGAAGGAGGGGAUGGAGAGCAAGUGGAUGGUGAGGAAGUAGACGAGAAGAUGAUCAUUGAAUCCAAUGCUCCUGGUGAUGACGAGCGACAACGGAUAGGCAAAUCUGCCAAACCGAACGAGAUCCGAGUGACGACUCCAUACAUGACAAAGUACGAGAGGGCGAGAGUGCUGGGGACCAGAGCUCUGCAGAUCAGUAUGAACGCGCCGGUGUUGGUGCCUGUUGAGAACGAGACCGACCCGUUAGAGAUUGCAUUAAAAGAGCUCAAAGCUCAGAAAAUUCCUCUGGUGAUCAGGCGAUAUUUACCGGACAACUCUUUUGAGGACUGGAAGGUCGAAGAGCUCAUUCAACAGGAGUAGGUCUCGUUAUUUUGAGCCUCCUUUUUCGUCUUGGGCAUCGUAGAUAAUGCAGCUUGUAAAUUGCAUAAUGUAUCUGGUAU
Kockovaella imperatae is the source of this 741-nucleotide messenger RNA. Its product is annotated as RNA polymerase, subunit omega/K/RPB6. Gene Ontology annotation, molecular function: DNA binding; DNA-directed RNA polymerase activity. NCBI's taxonomy places the organism in Eukaryota, Fungi, Basidiomycota, Tremellomycetes, Tremellales, Cuniculitremaceae. Gene Ontology annotation, cellular component: RNA polymerase II, core complex; nucleus; RNA polymerase III complex. Gene Ontology annotation, biological process: DNA-templated transcription. The record is from RefSeq and is a predicted model, not a curated record. The transcript is spliced from 5 exons. The coding region runs from base 197 to 661 and encodes 154 amino acids.